AUGGUGCCUACCAAGUCGGUCUACCUCUCCAAGGUCGUCCUGAUACUCGGCUCUUUCGUCGGCGUGGACGAUAUUCUGACGCUGUCUGAAAACUCGAGAUUUGAAUUACCUACCAUCACUGGCGAUGUCUCCCGGAAAGGAGCUCAAUUCGAUGAAGAGGAUCUUACGCCCCCUUUUAUUUGCCUAACGCUGGGACAGCACUUGUUCGACCCCCUCGGCUGGGUCUUCGGCUCCGACGGUGACUCCGAUCAAUGCGAUAUACAGCUCGCUGAGGAUAACCAGGCAGGAGUUAGUAGGCGAGCCUUCAGAGUCGACGUUUGCCCAACAAGCCACAAGCCGAGGCUUUUGGUUCUGUCUGACAGAAUCAUUGCCAUAAUGGAUGGCGGGCGGACCCGUGUCUGCAGGCCAAAUGCGCCCGUAUCCAUUGCCGAUCCUGUCACUAUCAAGCUCGGGCUAGUCAGCUUCCGGGCGUGGCCCCCGAAGCGAACGGUUGCCGAAGAGAGAGAAUUCAACAAAAUGGCCAGGAUAUUCAGCACCGACAUCCUCAAUGCCGUGCCGCGGUACCUACCAUCUCCUAGAAGUCAACCGGAGACGUCGACGAACAAUAUCCGCUAUGGAAAGGACGGGGCUACGUACGUCUGCGAUUUGGAAAUCGCAAGUAAGGGGGCACAUGCCUCCGUCAUGAAAGUGAAGGAUAACAAAAGUGGACGGACUUUUGGCGCCAAAGAACCGCACUACAAAAUCAGCGAUGACCAUGACGCUGCGAGGAGGCUAUUUGAAGAUAUGAAGAGAGAGUACGAGUACAUCAUCCAACUCGACCAUCCGCAUAUCGUCAAGGCAUAUGAGCUCGUUCUGGCCGAGGACGUAAGACUACCUCCGUGGUUGAUUGUUGAAUACAUACCUCGCAACCUCCUCGAGACCAUAGACGAUCUUGUUGAAGGUGACAAGCCAGUCGUCUUGACCCACCUCUCCAGUGCGCUGCAUCAUAUGCACUCCUGCGGCAUCACUCAUCGAGACGUUAAGCCAGACAACGCCCUCGUCCAGACACGAGGCCGCGAGCUGAUCAUCAAGCUCGCUGACUUUGGAACCUCGAAACACAACGCUACGGGAAAUAUGGAUUCCUUUACCGGAACGGAGAUCUACAUGGCGCCUGAGUUGUUCGAGAUACCCCGCCGUUACUCAAACAAAGUCGACAUGUGGUCCCUUGGUAUCAUUGCCCUGCAGUUAUUCACUACUUGGGACCCUACCUCGGACGGGAAGUGGGACCCUGGGAACUUUGGACCUUGGAUACGCAAAGUGGUCUCCCCUCACGUGAUGGAGGCACCGAUAUUGCUCCGUCCCUUGCUGAGGGGGAUAUUCCUCGACGACUGUUUGAAGGGAACCGAUGAGGAGAGGCGCAGGAGAAGCCUGAAUCCUUCACCCUCGACCGCCCGCGUAAGGGACGUAGUACCCGCUGAGCACUAUGUCGAAGAGGGAAGCAUUCUCCCGGAUACACUACCUCCUGAAGCAUGGAUAUCCGAGACUAUGUCGGCGGCGCCGACCCCUCGAUUUGUUGAGGAAGGGCACUUCGAUUGUGAUGAUGACCGGACGGACGCAGAUUAUUCGGAUGAUGACGAGUUGGACGAUGAAUGGGAGGACGACGGGUAA
Drechmeria coniospora is the source of this 1647-nucleotide messenger RNA. RefSeq lists its product as uncharacterized. Gene Ontology annotation, molecular function: protein serine/threonine kinase activity; ATP binding. Lineage: Eukaryota; Fungi; Ascomycota; Sordariomycetes; Hypocreales; Ophiocordycipitaceae. The record is from RefSeq and is a predicted model, not a curated record. Gene Ontology annotation, biological process: peptidyl-serine phosphorylation. Gene Ontology annotation, cellular component: cytoplasm. The coding region runs from base 1 to 1647 and encodes 548 amino acids. The transcript is spliced from 3 exons.